Molecule: messenger RNA, 1725 nt
Organism: Penicillium pulvis
Lineage: Eukaryota; Fungi; Ascomycota; Eurotiomycetes; Eurotiales; Aspergillaceae
Exons: 5
Coding region: 1-1725 (574 amino acids)
Biological process (GO): transmembrane transport
Molecular function (GO): transmembrane transporter activity
Source: RefSeq, a predicted model, not a curated record
AUGAAAACCGACCAGGCGAGCGAGUCACACCAUGAAGUCGUCCUUGAUGAUGCUCUAGAGGAAGAGCCAACAGUUUACAAUGUUACAUGGCGGACGCUCUUGGCAAUCCUCGCGUUAAGUGUUUCUAAUACUUGCGCUGCCAUUUCUAAUACAGUAGAAAGUUUGGGGGAUUCUGCCCUUGCUUCAUGGAUCGCAAAUGCGAACCUUCUGGUCACCUUAGCUUUUGGACCGGUCUUGGGCUCUCUUAGUGACAGAUUUGGCAAAAAAUGGUUCAUCGUCAUGGCGAGUGUGCUCGGAGUGGUAGGCUCAAUAGUUUCAGGGUCAGCGCAACGCACGCCUGUUGUGAUCGUUGGCAACAUUCUUACCGGCAUGGCGAAUGCCGGUUGUAUAAUGGGUAUUCCAGCCGCACAAGAAGUGACACCGAACAAACUUCGACCAUGGGCCACAGGCUUUUCUCAAGCCUUAGCUAGUUGCGCAGUGAUCACCGGAACUUUAGCGGCCGGUGCAUUUGUGAAAUAUGACACAUGGAGAUGGUCAUACUAUCUGAAUGCCUUCGUGUACGGUAUGUCGGCCGCGCUGGUCAGCUGUUUCUACCAUCCACCCCCACCCAGUCUUCGUCGUCAGCAAAGCCGUAUUCGAGACCUGCUGUAUCAGGUGGACUACCUUGGAAUCAUUAUGUUCACAGGUUCAAUUGCCUCCCUAAUUAUCGCUUUGACAUGGGGUGGUACGACUUAUCCUUGGUCAUCUGGUCGCAUCAUCGGAACCUUAAUUGCAGGCUGUAUCGGCUUGGUGGCAUUCGGCCUUUAUGAACGCUUCUCGACCUCGCAGGGUAUCUUUGAUCACCGGUUGUUUCAAUCUCGUAAUUUUCCCUUACUCCUAUUUGUCUGCAUAGUCGACGGAAUGCUUCUCCUAGGUGUCAACGUUCUUUUUGCACAACAGGUUGCAGACAUGUUUACCACAGACCCCAUCGAAAUUGCCACGGUUCUUACACCUUACCUCGCAACAUCGGCGUUUGGUUGCCUGCCAGCCGGUUGGAUCAUGGCUCGCACCAAAUCAUACCGUACCAUGCUAGUUUGUGCUCUUCUCUGGUGCAGUCUUUUUACUGGACUCAUGGCCAUUAUUACUUCUAGUCGAUUAAGCUGGGCUUAUGCCUUUUCCGCUCUGUUCGGAAUUGGUACCGCCGUGACAACCGUCAUUCCGGGUAGGGAUUCUCAUAUGAUUCACAAACCUAGUAUAACCAAGCUGACACGCCUUCUAGUAACUGCACUAGCACUUUCGGUCCCCUCCUUCCUCCUUGGCACGGCAGGAACCAUUAGUGUCGCAUGCCGUGCCUUGGGUGGAGCUGUUGGUAUCACGAUCUUUACCGCGAUUUACAACAACAAAAUUGGUUCCGCACUCGGCCGCGAGGUUGGACAGGCCUUAUCUAAAGUAGGAGAAGCAAGCCUCACUGCGGAUGUGGUGGCUGCUCUACUCAGCUCCAACCCCGAUGCACUGGAUAUGGUGACUGGACUACGCAAGGAAUGGAUGCCCGGGAUCCGUGCGGCGCAAGCGAUAGCUGUGGCAUAUUCCUGGAAGUAUGUCUGGAUUGCGAUCUCCGUGGUCGUGGCUGUCAAUGCUAUCGUGUCUUGCUCCCUACAGUCAGUGGCACACAAUAUGAACAGACAUAUUGAAUCGGCCCUGGAGGAUUCCGAGCUUCGACAGGGUCAAUUUGGUAUGGCCAAGUAA